AUGCACGCCACAUUCACCACCAUCCUGUCCGCGGCCCUGCUCACAUCCAGCAUCCAAGCCAGCACGCUCCCCUUCAACCCCCGCGCAUCCGGCGCCGUCUGCUCGCCCACCGCCACCUCCUGCUCCGGCUCCGGCACCACCAAUACCUGCUGCCUCGCUAACAACAUCAUCGUCUUCGCCCAACAAUGGCUGCAAGGCUACUGCGCGACCAAGAGCUGCCAGAUCGACAACGUGCCCCAAGACUGGACCGUGCACGGCGGCUGGCCCAACACCUGCGCGGGAGGCCAGACCAACGGGUGCGCCGGCCCGACCUACGACGACAUCACGAACACGUUGUCGGCGGUCGACUCGGACCUCGUUGACCAGAUGAACCAGCACUGGGUCAGCUACACCGGCGACAACAACGUGUUCUGGGCACAUGAGUGGGAGAAGCACGGGCGAUGCUUCACACCCGCCGCGAAGAAAUGCUUCCCCGGCUUUGAAGAUGGACAAGAUCUCGACAAGUACUUUAGCUAUGUUCUCGGCCUGCGCAACCAGUUCCCCAUCGGCGCCGCCCUCGAGAACGCAAACAUCACACCGGGCGGCUCGUACACCAAGACCCAGUUCCGCAAUGCCCUCACGGCGGCCUACCCCGGUCUCAAACUCCAGCUCAUCUGCGUCGGCGGAUAUAUCUCCGAGAUCUACAUCGCUCUCUACGCUACCCCCAACGGCGCCAAGGCCGGCGCGCCCCUCAAGGGCGCCAGCGACAACUGCCCCACCACGUUCAACUACUAA
Messenger RNA from Fimicolochytrium jonesii, 774 nucleotides. RefSeq names its product ribonuclease T2-like protein. The transcript has a single exon. Gene Ontology annotation, biological process: RNA catabolic process. The record is from RefSeq and is a predicted model, not a curated record. NCBI's taxonomy places the organism in Eukaryota, Fungi, Chytridiomycota, Chytridiomycetes, Spizellomycetales, Powellomycetaceae. Gene Ontology annotation, molecular function: RNA binding; ribonuclease T2 activity. Bases 1 to 774 code for a protein of 257 amino acids. Gene Ontology annotation, cellular component: extracellular region.